Molecule: messenger RNA, 1520 nt
Organism: Vigna radiata var. radiata (mung bean)
Lineage: Eukaryota; Viridiplantae; Streptophyta; Magnoliopsida; Fabales; Fabaceae
Product: protein BEARSKIN2
Exons: 3
Coding region: 100-1188 (362 amino acids)
Biological process (GO): regulation of DNA-templated transcription
Molecular function (GO): DNA binding
Source: RefSeq, a predicted model, not a curated record
UGAUUGCUUUGUUCUUCAAAUUAAUUGAGUUCAAAGAGAGAGAGAGAGAGAGAAAGCAGCUACUUGUGAAGUGAUUGAGAGCUUGAGUUUGGAGAUUAGAUGGCUUCCUCUAAUGGUGGUGUGCCGCCGGGAUUUAGGUUUCAUCCGACGGAUGAAGAGCUUCUUCAUUACUACUUGAAGAAGAAGGUCUCCUUUCAGAAGUUUGACAUGGAUGUUAUUAGAGAGGUCGACUUGAACAAGAUGGAGCCUUGGGAUUUGCAAGAACGAUGUAGAAUUGGAUCAACUCCACAGAACGAGUGGUAUUUCUUCAGUCACAAGGAUAGAAAGUACCCUACAGGUUCAAGGACUAAUAGAGCAACGAAUGCAGGGUUUUGGAAAGCAACAGGAAGAGACAAGUGCAUUAGGAACAGCUACAAGAAGAUUGGAAUGAGAAAAACCCUUGUGUUUUACAAAGGAAGAGCUCCUCAUGGACAAAAGACCGAUUGGAUCAUGCAUGAGUACCGUCUAGAAGAUGCCAAUGAUCCUCAAGGAAGCGCCAACGAAGAUGGGUGGGUGGUGUGCAGAGUGUUCAAGAAGAAGAAUUUAUUCAAGAUUGGAAACGAAGGUGGGUCUACACAUAACCCAGAUCAACAAAUGAACAAUUCCUCAAGCACUAAUGGACGCUCCUUCAUACACAGAGAAAACCAUUACUUGCUACACCAACACCAAAAUCAUAGAAACUCAGCAGGGCUCGAGCUUGAUAAGCCUGAGCUCGCUCUCCAUUACCCAAACUUGCAAAAUCCCCAAUACUCACUGUUCCAAUCACAAACCCUUCUUCAAACCCAAAAACCUAUGGUUUUUGACUACUCCUAUGCAUCAUCUAUACCUUCAGACACCCCUAUAAUGGCAAAGCAACUGAUGGGAAACCCUAGGGAGUGUGAGAGUGGCAGCGAGGGCCUAAGAUAUCAAGUUUCGGAGUCUGGCAUUGAAGUUGGAUCGUGCGAGCCAAAUCACGAAGUGGGUGGCGGAAGAGGUGAAGGAAUAAACGAAUGGGGCGUUCUUGAUAGGCUAGUUACUUCCCAUCUUGGGAAUGAAGAAUCAAACAAAGGGGUGAGGUUUGAGGAAGCAAACCCUCAGUCUGUGCAUCAGAUCAACCAGCUUUCGUUACGGGGAGAGAUGGACUUCUGGGCCUAUGGAGGAAAACAAUGACUUCCCUUUCUUACUGAGUAUCAAAAUUACACUGAUGAUAUUUUAGUAUCAAUAAGUGUAUUUCGAAGAUACACUUAAAGAACAACCUACAAAACUCAGCACCUUCUACACUCAGAUCAACCAAACGAAUUAAUGUGUUAGGGUUGGAGAUAAUUAGAUGCCUCUAACCAUUUUAAAAUAUGGAUCAAGAAGAUACUAUUUUUAUAUUUAUUUUCAUAUAUACUGGUUUCAAUUGUUUAUGUUUGAAGACAUCGUUAAUUGUAAUAUUUCAAUCCAUUUGUUUCCCAAGUACUACCAUUGAAAACAAAUGCAAUUAUGGUGGUGUUGAUUAA